Messenger RNA from Aplysia californica (California sea hare), 1544 nucleotides. RefSeq names its product proteasome subunit beta type-6. Gene Ontology annotation, molecular function: threonine-type endopeptidase activity. Lineage: Eukaryota; Metazoa; Mollusca; Gastropoda; Aplysiida; Aplysiidae. The transcript is spliced from 6 exons. Gene Ontology annotation, cellular component: proteasome core complex. The coding region runs from base 120 to 776 and encodes 218 amino acids. The record is from RefSeq and is a predicted model, not a curated record.
UUGACCCGGAAGCUUUCAUAAGGGUCACACAGUUACUGUGCUGUUUUAGUGUUUUGUUUCUCACUCGGCCGCUCUUAUCUUUCUUACAGAAUAGUCCUUUCAUUUAAUCAAACAAACUGAUGAUGAUGGCUCCGGGGAUGGAAUUCAUGAAUUCAGAGGUCUCCACUGGGACCACUAUUAUGGCAACAGAGUUUGAUAAAGGAGUAAUCCUUGGUGCUGACUCAAGAACAACCACAGGAGCAUACAUUGCCAACCGUGUGACUGACAAACUGACCAAGGUGACAGACUACAUCUACUGCUGUCGCUCAGGCUCUGCUGCUGACACUCAAGCCAUUGCCGACAUUGUCAAGUACCAUGUGGACUUUCACAGAAUGGAGAUGGGAGAGGAGCCCCUAGUGAAGACAGUGGCUCACAUGUUCAAACAGUUGUGCUACGACUACAGAGACCAGCUGACGGCCGGCAUCAUUGUGGCAGGAUGGGACAAACAGAAUGGCGGACAGGUGUACUCAAUCCCCAUCAGCGGUAUGCUUCAGCGCAUGCCUUUCACCACAGGGGGUUCAGGCAGCACAUACCUGUACGGCUACGUGGACGCUCACUACAAGCCAAACCUGAGCAAAGAAGACAGUCUACAGUUUGUCUCUAACUCUGUGGCGCUUGCCAUGAGCCGUGACGGGAGCAGCGGUGGCAUUAUACGACUGGCGGCCAUCACGAAGGACGGAGUGGAGAGAUUCGUCCUCACAGGGGAUCAGGUGCCCAGCUUCUACGAGGACAGUUAGUCAGUGAGGACAACAUUUAGCUGAUAUACUGCGAUCUACUGCAUACUGGGACUCUGUUUGUGGCAGUGUUGUAGAGUGUGUGGGGAGAUGUGUGCUUGAAGAUUGUAAGGAUCUAGAAUCAUGAAUGUAUGAUGAGUUCUCUAUCAUAGUUUUCCUGUUUUCUUGUUUUUGUUGUACGAAGGAACCAAUAAAACUAUUGUCCUUUUUUCUUUGUUACUUUUGCACAAAGAAGGAACAGAGUAAAAGACUUGUGGUUGGGUUUUUUCUUUUGUACUGGGUCUUUUGUAAGUUGUAGAUGUGUAUGUAUGCGAAGUGCUUGAAGACAUUUGGGGAAUGUGGGGACUGGUAGAAAUUUAGAAAGACUUCAGGGGGUUCUGUCCUGAUGUUCUUCAUUUGUUAUUGAGUUUGCGUCCUUUAGUACUUGUACUGGAAAAUGAGUGUGAUAACACUGUCAGAUUUUGUCGCAUCUAAAUGAUGUUAUGUGAGGAGGUGUGUUAACUGCUCUUGACACUUGAAUGCUAAUUCAGCCAAUUUAUUUUGUCAAGCACUAAUCCAAGUUCAAAGAUGGGUCUAUCUUGCUUUUAGGGCUUAAAAUAAUGGUUUUGAUAAGGUAAUAUGCGUAAAUGCAAGUGACAAAGUAGUUAUGCUUGUGAGGAAGUUCCCCAUUGUGUUGCAUGAAAUUAGGCUUAUGAGACCUAAUGGAUUUUUCUCAUCAAUUCCUGUAUGAUUUUGUCAUUGAAGUUUGUCGAAUAAAAAUGUUCACAGUUA